AUGUAUGAACUAAAUUAUCAAUUAGAAAUCGUCAAAAAGGAUCUCAUACUUCAUCGAUUACGUAUCCUCUAUAAUAAACCACCUACAUCGUACGAUCCAUUACAACAGCUAGAUCUAUCAUUAAGAUGUAAUUCAAUUUCGAAUCGACCCCUUCGUCAACAGGUUCUUGAUCGAUAUAAAAUAUUAAUCGAAAAAGCGAAAACCGAUUUCAUUCUUAUCCGUUUCAUGUCUAUGGAAACGGUACUUGAUCAAUAUCGAACAACAUUAAAUAUCGAAACAAAUGAAAUGCUACGUCAUCAUCAUCAUCAUAAUGCCAUCGAUAAAAAAAUGACAUCCGUAUUAUUACAUAUUAUCGAUCAACGCACAAAUUUAAUUAAGGAAAAAAUGAAAAUUAUAUCUGAUUUUCAUAUUAAUUAUUAUUUUCGUCAUCAUUACGGUUACAUCGAAGAUAUUCGUAAAGGAAAAAUAAAAGAUAUUCAACGUAUUGGAUUCUCGAGUAAUUUAAUCAUUGAUUCGUAUAUGCCAUCCGUAUCGUUAACACAACAACAAUUACAACUAUUAAAUCGCGGACCAACGUAUGUUGCACCCUGCCAACUACAUAGUUUAUCGUCGAUGAGUGUGUUUCUAACAACGCACUAUCUAUCUCUCGAACGUCAACUAAAGAGUCUAUUUCAAAAGUAUCGCAUCGAUUCUUCUCAAUCAAUUAUGAUUGAAAAGAAGAUCAAAGACGAAUUUCAAUCGUCUUUCGUAACCGUCAACGUAUCUCUCGAUAUUCGACAGCGUGCCUUCUAUGAGCGACAACUAAUACAAUCGAUACAACAACUAUUAAACAUCAACGAUCUUGUCCUGUGUAGAAUGGCUGAUCAUACGAAUCGAUUUUAUCUAACAACAAAACAUCAUUUCGAAGAAAAAUGUCUUGAAUUUAUGAGUAAACAUCAUGAUAACUAUGAAAUCCUAUAUAGUUUGACUGAACAUAAUCAACAACAGAUUCGUUAUGAAUUGGAUAAUAAAAUCUAUCGUAUGAAUACUAAAUUAGAACAUUUAUUUAGACAGAGUAAAAUCUCAGAUAGAAUCUAUAAAAAACUAUAUGUGAAACUGGAUGAAAUUCGAUUAGGUUAUCUCUACUUUUUACCUCAGAUUUCAUCAGAUCAUUUAGAUUUUAAUGUAAAACCAAUGUUUUCAAUGUAUCAAAGUUUAACAUGGAAAUUAGCCGACUUUUUAUAUGAAUUAAUUCGACCUGUUGUCAUACCUCUUCUACAACCAACGAUGAUAAAUAAUGAGAGUGAUUUUAUUCAGAGACUUUAUCGAUAUUGUACGCUUGAACGACGUCUUCGUUCAACAACGUUUUUUGCACGAAUAAAAAUAACGAAUUUUUAUACAAUGUUCUCUAAUCAAUCGGUUGUGAAUCGAGUCGGUUAUAUUCUCACGAAACAUUGUUCCAAUAAUCCUAUUGAAAAUUUAUCUAUUGUAACGAUUGAAGGAUUAAUUGAACUCAUCUUUUCGAAUCAUCUAUUCUAUUAUCAAGAAAAUAUUUAUUCUUUCAUACAUGGCCUACCUAACAGUAUGCGUCUUAGCGACUUAUUAUUAUCGAUAUGUUUAUAUUAUUGGCAAACGAAGAUCAUCGAUGAUCAUCGAUUAAAAUCAGAACUCUUUGUUCGAUACAAAGAUGACAUCUUUUUUACAUGGAAUCAUUCGGAAAAUGAUCUUCAUACGUUUCUUCAUAAGAUUAAAGAAACGUAUGAUGAUGAAAUUCAUAUGAAUAUAUCCUACGGUCGUUCUAUUGAUUAUUUAAAUAUAUAUGUCGAAAAUCGUAUCGGUCAAUUAUACACACGUGUCUAUCAUCCUCAUGGACAGUCGAAAUUAAUUUUACCUUAUGUCGUAGGCCAUCCAAAAAUGAAUCAUCGUCAUUGGUUUCAAUCCGCACUCAUACGAGCUGUUCAAUUAUGUACACUCUAUGAAGAUUUUUAUCGAGAAUGUCUCUAUUUACAGAUGAGCUGUUUCGUUUCUGGUUAUUCAGAUAAAUGGACUGAAUAUGAAUUUAAAAAAUUCUAUGAAUAUUUUAAUAUUGAAACAUAUCGCUUUCAUAUGAAUCAAACGAUCUAUGAACAAUUACGCCGCCGUUUAUUGAUACGUAAUGAUACACAAUGUGACAAGUCUCUUCAAGAAUUAGAUUUAAAAUCAAAUAAAUAUUUCCUACGUUUUCAUUAUCCGUAUCAUUAUGGUUACCAUCGAAAAUUUGAAGAAAAGUUCUAUGAAAUUUUAUCAACUUUCAUGAAAAACCAUCCACAAUUAUCAUCCAAUCAACGAAAACUUCUUCUCACUGCACAUCAUCUUUUUUCUCUAAAUACUUUGUUAACGCAACAGAAACCAGUCUGUGAGCUUUUAAAACAGCCCACAGAAAUAUAA
Rotaria socialis is the source of this 2406-nucleotide messenger RNA. Lineage: Eukaryota; Metazoa; Rotifera; Eurotatoria; Philodinida; Philodinidae. The record is from the annotation of a GenBank genome assembly.